Molecule: messenger RNA, 4650 nt
Organism: Hermetia illucens (black soldier fly)
Lineage: Eukaryota; Metazoa; Arthropoda; Insecta; Diptera; Stratiomyidae
Gene: Glg1
Product: Golgi apparatus protein 1
Exons: 9
Coding region: 204-3569 (1121 amino acids)
Cellular component (GO): Golgi membrane
Molecular function (GO): fibroblast growth factor binding
Source: RefSeq, a predicted model, not a curated record
CGUCAAGUUGCGUUGUCAAAUAAGAUCUGCCAUUAGACAUCCACGAAAACAUCGCGAACAAAGUAUUAAAAGUUUUAUUCUUAUCGCCGCCCGAGAAACCAUCUUGUGUGCGAUAAAGUGCUUAGGCAAUUAGCCGGAAAUGUCAGCAUAGCACUCGGCCACGAGUCGUCUAAUUUUACCAGCGGAAAUUCCACAGUUCAGCCAUGAAAAAGUUCUCGUUUAUUUUUGUUGUUUUCCACAUAACCUUAACCCUAGCCGGGCAGAAUGAAGACUUCGACAAUAAUUUACAAAUUCGUCAGCGGCGAUCGGCCAUCGAUGCGUCCACUCAUCUCCUAAACGAGCCGGAAUGCCAAGAAUUGCACAAAUACUGCGCCGCCGAAGAUGCCGACGAUCUUUCCGUCCUUGUGUGCAUCCAAACAUUGCAAUCAUCCCAGCUGGAAAGUCUCUCGGAAGGAUGCCAGCAUCUGAUCUGGAGACACACCAGAAACAUUCUGGAAGACGAAGAAGUUUUGCAGAUAACCCGAAAAGUGUGCAAUAAGGACACAGGAAAGUUUUCCAACUGCCACCCGGCAAAGUCGACAGUUGGGAGGUAUCUAGCUUGUCUGGUGGAUGAAAUAGAGACCGCCAAGCCGAGCGGGCAGUGCCGCGAUACAAUUCAUCGGCUGGAAAGCAUAGCUUUCACGGACUAUAGACUGUUAGGGAAGUUCAUAGACGACUGCGAGGACGAUGUCGAGCACUUGGGCUGUGGCCGCUUGAAUGCUGACCGCGAGCGAGUGUCGCAAGGCGAGACCAUCGCUUGUCUUCAAGAAAAGAUCACCGAAUUGAAGCCAGUGUGCAAGAAGCAGGUGCUACACGUUUCACAGCAGCAGUCAGAUGACCUCAAGUUGGAUCGGAAGUUCUACACAUCGUGCAGGACAGAUUCUAUUCGGUUUUGCCCAAAUGCUGUGCCCGGAACGAAUGCAGUUUUCAAAUGCCUGGUGAAGCACAAAGACAACGCGGAUAUGACUGCAAAAUGUAGGGAGCAGAUCGUCCGUCGUGACAAGCUCCUUGCUCACGACUAUCGAAUUAGCCGCGGCCUCGCGAAAGCUUGUCAUGAGGACAUCAAGACUCACCAUUGUCGACGCGGCGUGUCGAACGACAAAAGCGUUCGCCUGGCGCAAAUCCUCCUCUGUCUGGAGUCGGUAGUGAAAAAUGGCACGAAAAUAACCAACGAAUGCCAUGCGGAAAUCACCGACCAUCGCCAGAUGCUCAUGAUGGACUUCCAGCUCUCGCCUGAAAUUCUGAACGGCUGCAAAGACGACAUACCUAAGUUUUGUGGAGACACAGACCUCCAAAGCACAGUUAAUGGCGAAAUAAUUCAUUGCCUGAUGGAGCACGCUCGCGGCAAACGUCGUCAAGAUCGGCGAGAACGCCGGGUAACCUCGACGUGUCAGCGUGCCCUGGAGGAUCUUAUCAAAGUCUCCGAUGCAGGUGAGGAUUGGCGAGUUGAUCCGGUGCUGCGCAGAGCCUGCCAACCAGUCGUAGAUGUUGCGUGCCGGAAUACAGACGGCGGUGACGCCCGGGUAAUGUCCUGUUUGAUGGAGCAAAUCGGGACAACGUUCAUGACACCGUCCUGCGAAUCUGCACUGAUGCUGAUCCAGUACUUCGUUGCUCGCGACUUCAAGUUGGACCCACAAUUGUAUCGAAAUUGCCGCGAAGACGCCGUACAUUACUGCCAAGCAAAGAAAACAUGGGAUGGGGCGAAUGACGGUCAAAUGGAUCCUGAACGUGGACCUUUGAUUUUGCCGUGCUUGCAUCGUAUCGCGUACAGUGACAAUAAGACCGAGACCUUGAAUAAGGAGUGCUUCCAGGAGGUGAAACGUGUUAUGCGACAACGAGCUGUUUCAGUGGAUUUAAUUCCGGAAGUCGAGGAUCAUUGUUUGAACGAUUUGUCAGUAUUUUGUUACGAUAAAACCGGUAAAGGUGCUGAGAUGCAAUGCCUGCAGGAGAAUUUGGAAAAGCUGCAGAAAGAAUGCAAGGAUGCUGUUACGAAGUACACAGAAGACGAAGCUGCUCAUAUUGAACUGAAUCCACUGAUCAUGUCUGUAUGCCGCUCUGCAAUGAAUAAAUACUGCUCGGAUGUUUUCAAAAAAGCUAAAGAAGAAGGCGAGAUGAUGGAUUGUCUCAUCUCCCACAAAAAUGACCCAGAUCUUCGUCAAGACCAAAAGUGUCGUGUGGCCAUCGAGCACUUCCAAAUCAUCUCAUUGAAAAACUACCACUUUACAUACAAAUUUAAGGAAGCCUGUCGUCCAUACGUUAUGCGUUUCUGCAAGGAAAGCACAACAAAAUAUGACGUGGUUGCCUGUCUAAGUGAAAUUAUGCGAAACAACACAAUACGCGGUGAACGACACAGCAUACCGAAAGAGUGUCGACAACAAAUCAAAGCUCAGCUCUAUCAACAACGGGAAAAUAUCGAUUACGAUCCGAAAUUGAAGAAUGCCUGCAAGAAGGAGAUUAAGGAACUUUGCGUUGAUAUUCCAGCGGGCGGUGGGCAGGUGAAUACUAAAAAUGUUCUUGAAUGUCUUCAAGAAAAAACACAAUACUUAGGUGACCAGUGUCGUCACGUCAUAUUCAAUGUUAAACGUUCCGAAUUGGACGACAGUUCUACCGAUUACACACUAAUGAACACUUGUAAAGAUAUGAUCAUGAUAUAUUGUCGCAAUAAUGAGCCAUCGAAAUUGCUCGAUUGCUUGAAAUUAUACAAAAAUGAACCACUUUUCGAUCCCAAGUGUCAUCUGGUUGUGGUAAAUCGAAUGAUAGAACAGAACACCGAUUUCCGAUUCAAUCCAGCUUUGCAGAGUGCAUGCGGAAAAAAUAUCGCCGAUUAUUGUUCGCAUGUCGUGGCAACGGUUAAGCCGAAUGAAGAGCUGAAUGGCAAGAUGAUCAACUGCUUGAAAAACAAAUUCCGUGAAUCAAAGCUGGAUCACGAAUGCGAGAAGCAAAUGGUAAUUGUCCUCUCCGAACAAGCUUUGAACUACAAACUAAACCCUCUUUUGCAAACAUUGUGUAAAUCGGAGAUCAAAGUAUUGUGUGGGAAAAAUGUUGAUAAAAUUGAGGACGAUGGUGAAGUGGAGGAAUGCCUGAAAAAUGCAUUCUUGAAUCAGAAAAUCGUUAGUAAAGAGUGCCGGAUCGAAGUUGCAACCUUGAUUCAAGAAGCAAAAGCGGAUAUUCAAGUCGACCCAUUACUGUUGAGAGCAUGCACCGUUGAUCUUCUUCGAUAUUGCUCUAAAGUUCGAAGUGGCAAUGGACGACAGCUUCAAUGUCUUCAAGUCAUCCUCAAAGACGAGUCGAAGGCAAUGGAAGAGGAUUGUCGAGUCAAACUUACCAAACGGAUGGAAAUGUUCCGAAACGCAGAAACGCUCUUGGCAUCACCACCGGAAGACAUGGGUCAAUUGUUCUCACAAGUUGCUGCAUCGCCAUCCAAAAAAUACUUCCUGCUCGUUUUGAUGUCCUUUAUUGGUAUUGUGUUCAUCGUUGGAAUGUUUUGUGGACGCGUAACGAAACGCACGAUUUACCGUAAGUUAAAAUAAUAAGACGCCUCGUGUGAUGGCAUAGAUACCAUGGCAAUAACGUGACUACGAUUCCCCUGUUUGUUUGAACAAUAUGUAUUCCCACACCAAAUCGUAUUUGUAUGUACUUUUCUUUAAAAAACAAAAAUAUCGCGAAAAUCACAAAUCAUGAUAACACCAGAACAUAUUUUCAUCUGUAAGGAUAAAGGAAAAACCUCCGAUGAGCAGCUAUCUGCAUCUAAUUCAUAUUUUUAUCCCAUUUGUUUUGGUUUUUCACUAUUUUUCACCAAGUUUUUACUCGGGGUGUGUUUAUUUGUCUACAUUGCUGGAUUUUCCUACCCAAAUCCCAGUUAGAGCUCCUGAAUUAGGCUGGAUUGUGAUGGCAGAAAAACAUUUUAAGAAGCGAUCGCACUUCGAUAAUUUUUUAGUUAAAUCGGGUUACACUUCCUUAUUCUCUGGAGCCCCAAGGAUAGUAUGGAUGCGAUUGUCUUAUAAAGAAGUUAAUCAAUUCAUCACUUUUUUUCAAAUAGUGCUACUUUCCAAGGUUUAUGUUUUUUAUGUCGUCGUGUCCUCCACAUCCUCAGAACAAUUCUCGUCUCCCUUUAAUAGAUUUUAUCCUCUCUAACAAGACUACUUAGAGAUAUCUGAACUCAUAAUUCCCCACGGACUUUCACUUUGUCAACAAAAAAAAAACUAACAAACAAACAAAAAACCACUUUCAUAUUUAGAUUUUUAAUCGUGCAUGAUUCGUAUGUGAUUGACAUAAUUUUUCGGAUAUAAUAUAAGCUUGAAACCGAUUCCAAAAAAAAAAAAUGUGUUAAAUAUUUUAUGAGUAUCAUUCACCAUUUGGGUUUUAUAAAAUUCGCAUAAGAAAACGGAAGAGAUAUUUUUGCUAAAAUCAUAUGUUUGCAAGGCCAAAAUCAAAAAGAAAAAAAAGAAAUACUGAAUUGAAAUUUUGCUCUCCGAUUUUCAUCGUAACUAAUUAACUAAUAACAUAAGACAAUUAUCAAUUUAUUGUUGUAGCGUGUAAGAUAGCACUAUUAUAUUUUCAAAAACAACGUGAAAUUUUACUAUAAUAAAGUGAUACUUUUUCGUAUUGUAA